Fusarium pseudograminearum CS3096 is the source of this 2154-nucleotide messenger RNA. RefSeq lists its product as uncharacterized. The transcript has 4 exons. Gene Ontology annotation, molecular function: protein binding. NCBI's taxonomy places the organism in Eukaryota, Fungi, Ascomycota, Sordariomycetes, Hypocreales, Nectriaceae. Bases 1 to 2154 code for a protein of 717 amino acids. The record is from RefSeq and is a predicted model, not a curated record.
AUGGAGAAGCAGACGUGCGUGAUCUGCGGGAGCUGUUUUCUUGGAGCUCCUGAUACUGACGCACAGAAAUGGCUUGGCCACAUACGUCUCUCUCGUUGUCGAUCAGACGAUUCGGUUGCCACUCUCACAGGAGUUGGGUACCUUGACCCUCCCGGAUUCACUGUGCCCGAAGAUGCAUCAUCUCGAAUCAUACCCGGGGAGUCUGGUCCUGGGCUCGAACGACAUCGUGAAACUGCUUGUUCCCCGACAGUUGUCUUUCAUGAAUCAUGCUGGAAUAUGCUGUUCGAGUACAUGUCCCUCAAGACAAACACUCGACACGAGGAAAACGACGUAGCUCAGUGCCUCUAUGAUCUCAUCUUUGAUCUUCCACCGGGUAAGAACUCGUCUGUUUUUAUCGGACAGAACGGUUUCACAACUCCUUGCCGUGGAAACACUGCUUUGCCGAUAAUAUUCGAAUAUGCAGGAGCAGAUCCGGAUAUGCUGCUUCUCACGCAUGUCGAGAAAGAACUUGCCGAGACAGAAACAGAUCUCUUGAUUUUAGAAGGUAGCCCCAACAGCUUCACAAGCCUACCCACCAAGUUGGUCCAUCAUAUCAUCACAUUCCUGGAUUCCUCAUCUGUUUGCAAUCUCAGACUGUCUUCAAAGGUCAUUGCCAGCGUCACUGGUCCUAAGGAUCUUCCGCAGGCCUUCUGGGCAAGUCGUUUCGCCACCGAUGACGAACUGGAUUUCUUUCCGCUUGACUGCCUCUCUGCAGCUGCUCGCAACGACUGGCGUCAGGUGUAUUUCGACGUCAGACACAGCCUGCUGGACUGCUCCAAAACGGGCCACAUUCACAAUCGACAACGAAUCUGGAGUUGUGUCAAGCGUCUGAGUCUUCCCUUGAAGAUGAUGCUCGAUCAACUCCUUGACGUGCGACGCUUCAAACCGCUCCCUAUAGGCUUUGGUUUACCAGGGUAUCUUGGUACAGAGAAAACUCAAGGUCUCGCCAAGCGGAGGGAGCUCAGAAUCAAAGCCGAGCAGUAUCUUGCCCUUGACCCGGAAUUCUUUGAGACAGGUGAUUUACGGAUGUCCAUAUCCACCAUGAUCAUCAAAUCCACUACCUACAUCUGUGGCAUACGAAUCUCGAGGGGAGAUGACAAGGUUUCUGGAGAUGAAAUGUCACGAGUUGGGUUUGUUUUACCUGACACCGAGACGCAUCUCUGUAUACAGCGAUCAUCGCAUUUGACAGCUAUCCGGGUCACUGCUUCGAUCGGAGGCAUAAUCGGACUCAGUUUCCAACAGACUGACAUUGAGGGCAAGUUCUCGUGGCAAUCGGCGGACCAUCGCGACAAAUUGCUGGAUUUCGCCGGUGUAGUAACUCUCAAGCCGGCAAUGAACGAGCGGAUCUUGGGAAUCAUCGUUGGCUUCGAUACUUACAAAGCCAUCUCUAUCCAAUUGCUGGAAGAUCCAAUCAGUUUUGCUUCACCCUCAGCAUCUCGAAUGUCAGUGAGGAUGCAGCCCCGUUGGCUAUGGUACCCAGUCGAACCAGACUCACGGAACCUCAUUGUGCCACCCCAAAUGGCACAACACAGCAUUCCAGGGCAACCAACUCUUGCGCUCAACAUGAAUUUUGGCGGCUCAGAUGGAUCAUGGCUUCCACGUCUCAUUCACGUAUCUGUUUUUACCUCUGCAGGGACCAACGCACCCAAGGGGUUAGGGUUCUACUAUGUGGACGGAUCCUGCAAACGGUAUCUAUUCCAAAGUGAUAUCUCGGAUUCUAUAUCCACUCGUCUCUGCUACGAAGUAGGGUUCCCGCUGAAUGGUUCGGGUGGAGAAAGAAUCAACGGGCUUAAGCUCGAACGUUUGGGCGGUGAAGUUAUCCUCAAAAUCACCACCAACUUCCAUCGGGUGCUAAAGUCGAACCAAGCCGACCAAGAAAAGGAGUCCAACGAGCUAGGUCUAACAAACAAACGGAAGAUCGAAAUUCGAGAGGUUCCAGAUGGCCAGACUAUUAUUGCAAUUCUUGCAUCUGUCGAGCCCUCUGAGAGCCACGGAAAUAUAGAGUCUCUAGGAAUUAGUUGCAUCCAAGAUCGAGGUGCUCCAUCAACCACUACCACGAGGCCCAGUCUGUCUGCCCGCCAGUUCUGUCUUCAAAGGGGCCAUCUGUCGGGAUGA